AUGAUUUUUAUUUUACUUGUACAAAUUACUUAGUCUUUAAGUAUCUCCCAAUUUUUAAAUCUUACUCCAUUUUAAAUAUAGGAAUUGAAAUUAGAAACACUCUAGGAAUACUUCAUAUCAGGUUCAACCUAAGGAUACGUAGGAUUUAAUGAAUAUUCUGAUUUAAUAGAGAAAUUGGCUAAUUCAUUUCCAAAAUAAGUAACAUUACAAUCAUAUGGAAAUACUUAUCAAGGAACUAAAAUAAAGACUAUUAAAAUAUCAGCAACCAAAUCUCCGAAAUAUCAAAUAACAAUUCUCGGUAUGUUGCGUGGUACUACUGAUUUAAUCUCAGUAAAUUAUCUACUCUAUUAAUUGUACUAUAUAACUAUAUAAUUAUGUAAUAAGAAUCAAUUUAUGAUGACUUUAUUUUCAGAUAAGUAAUUAAUAGUCACUCCUUUAAUCAAUGCAGAUGGACUUUAAUAUAUAACAACGUAAUUUAUUUAAAAUUAUGAAUUACCUAUCAUAUUCAAAAAUAGGAACCCAUCUAAUUAACAUCUAUGUUCUUAAACAGAAUAUGGGGUAGAUCUUUCAAGGAAUUUCUAAUACAAAUUUGGAUUCAAUGAAAUAGGAUCAUCUUCAAAUAAAUGUAGUCAAAUCUAUAGAGGAAGAAGUGCCUUUUCUGAAUCUGAAACUUUGACGAUAGAUAAUUUAAUUUAAUAAAUUAGACCUAAUAUUAUAAUUGUAAUUGGAGGUGAUUUUGAUAAUUUAGUUAUUCCUGAUUCUAAUUCUGAUACUUAUGAUGAAUUGCUCUAUUUCAUCACCAAAUAAUACAAUCUUAAUAUGGGAGAUUAUUAAACCUUAUAUCAAAAUGAAAUAAAUGGUGAUUUAUGUCAAAAUUAUAUCUAUCAAAUCAAUAAAAUAUGUUUCACCAUUAAUAUUGGAUAACAUGAAUUAAAUCAUACAAUCUUUUAUUUCUAAAAUCUUUUAUUAGAUUUCUUAUCACAUUAUAGUCCCUCACUUAAGUAAAUGAUAUUAACAUAUUUAGAAUCUAAUAUGAAACCGGAUUUAAUUGUUAAAAUAGCAAAUCACUUUGUAAUAAACUUUAGUCCAAUGAGAAAGGUUGUGUGAUCAUCAUUUCUGUUUAGAAUAUAGGUUAUAAUCAAUAUAAUGACAAUAUUAUUAUGGAUAUUACAUUAAAUUAAGGAGGUGAGAAAUUAUAUUAAAUCGAUUCUUAUUUAAUAGCUUAGAAUAUCAAAAACUAUAGUGAUCCAAAAUUAUAAAAUGGUAUUAAGAUUGAUGAAAUAUCUAUAGAUAAAGUUUAUAGAUAUUAAAUACUUAAUUAAAGUAGAUUAAGUGAGAACCAGACUAUUUAUUUCAUUUUUUUAAUUACUCAAUAUGGAUUCUCUUACAAUUACAUUAAUACAGUUGAAUCAAUCAAUUUAACAUUCUCCCUAUAAAACACCUUAUUAAAUUCUUAUGUGUUCUAAAUAUUGAAACCUUCUGAUUUAGCCUCCAAAUACUCAAAUGAAUAACUUCAAUAGAUAUUUCCUAAUCGAUCUGAAUCAUAUGUUUUAUUAAUAGGUUUUGCUGUAAUCUCAAUCAUUUUCUUUUUUUCUUGGAUUAUUAGAAAAAUAUACAUUUUGAUUUAUAAUCCUCAUUAAUUUACAGAAGAAAGUAAAUCAAAAAGUGGAGGAUCCUCAGACGAAAAGAAUUUAGAUUAAUAUCACUCACAUAAUCUAGUUGAAAGUAGAUUAAAUACAUAAGUUAAAUUUUCUUAAAUUGUACCAUUCUAAUCUAUAAGAUAAAAUGAUUCACCUAGAACAUCUAGUAAUUAAGCAUAAACAAAUUAGGAGAUUAAAUUACUUAAUUGUAAUCAAGCUCUACCCUAAUUAAAUCCUAUUGAAAUUUAAAAUAGAGUGCAUAAAGCAUUAGAAAUAGUUUAAUCAUAAGAUAAUUUCAAUUAAAUAGAAUAAUAAUUAGAAUAGAAAGAAGAUUUCCAUUAAAAUUACUAUAAUAAUUAGUAAUAACAAUCAAACUAACAUCAAGUUGAAGAAGCACUUGUUAAUACACCAAAUAUGUAAUAUCAAAAUUAAAAUGAAGAUUAAUUGGUUAAAUUUGAUGAUUGA
This is a messenger RNA of Paramecium sonneborni, 2105 nucleotides long. Lineage: Eukaryota; Ciliophora; Oligohymenophorea; Peniculida; Parameciidae. The record is from the annotation of a GenBank genome assembly.